AUGCCUUUAGUUUAUUUUUUUUCUAAAUGCUCUCAGAGAAUCAUUCGAAAGAAAUUUAAAAAAUUACUUAGAGAGUAUAAAUUUGGUGCUUUUUUACGAUUUUGGAUUGUAUGGUAUCUUGAAAUCGGUUUUGCUUCUAUAAUUGGGGUUUUGAGCACAGAAUAUUAUAAAAUCUUAGAAAAUCCGUUUAGAUUAUCUAACUAUUUCAUUUGCUGAUUUUUUAUUGUAAUGAUAAUUUAG
Blepharisma stoltei is the source of this 240-nucleotide messenger RNA. NCBI's taxonomy places the organism in Eukaryota, Ciliophora, Heterotrichea, Heterotrichida, Blepharismidae. The record is from the annotation of a GenBank genome assembly.